AUGUCACCCCAUCUUAAGCAAUUCAUCAAGCCUGGAACCCUCGCUAUGGAUGUAUGGCAGAAUGUGCCUCUUGACAAAGAGCAAGAAAAGGUGGACGACACAAUCGCUCGUGGCUGGAGAAUGCAAUCCCUUCAGGCAUCCGCCGAUUCUUUGUUGGGUGCUGCGACCCGCUUGGAGAACGACGUCAGGAGAGAGACACAUUAUUGGGAACAAGUCUUAUCUGUCAGUGACAAAGGCUGGUCAAUCUCUCGCCUGCCUCGUGAGAAACACAAUCUGGGCGUCCGAUUCGGCUUUUUGGAAGCUCUCGGAGAGUUUAGAGACCGUGGACUCGCUGCACUGAGGUCAGACGAUGAUGGCAAUGUUCUUCUCGACAAGGGUUUCGGAAACAACAGCAAAGUCCUGAGGGUGCGCAUUCAAAAGGGCGACAAUAUCGUUGGCGUCUCACAGAUGCCAGACGUUUCAGCCGAGUCAGAGGCUACUCUUGAAGCUCGCAUUCGUCAUGCUAGAGACUCGCUGUAUGAGGAGGAAUUGUUCCUUGAGAUCAUUCGAGAGUCGCGAAGUCUGGCAUCAUACGGCGUUGAUAUGCGCGAGUCGACCGUUCGUCUUCCGACAAGACUGUCCUCGACUGCAGCGUCAUCCACAUCAGAUGCGCAAGAGGUCUUGAUUGAUUUGAUACCAUUGACUGAGAUCGAGACAAAACCUCAGGAAAAGCAGCCAGAAGACAAAUGGGCGCAGACUAUCGCACUGGCUCUUCGCCUGUUCCUUUCAUACACCCAUCGCGAGAGACUGACACGCCGAUCUGAAUUGCCUUCACCAAUGUCAAGUGCCAGAAAGGACACACCAGUGGCAAGCAUUAUGAAGCCUGUACUAACCUUGCUGCAACACCGUUCCAUGCUUGAUGAUAUUGGCGCCUAUCUUGAGCGCAUCAAAAAGCUUCUCGAUGCUGCAUCUGUCGACACGACAAUCGAGACAGCUGCGUUUGAUCCAGCACUUUUGAGAUCUGCAGAAACGAUAGAUAGUCUUAUGCAGAGAGGUUUGACGCCUCUGCACUCGCGGAUGAAGAUGUCACUGAAGAUAGCGCAUCUGUCAGAGGCCCUCGAGUUUGGUAUCGAGAUGCGUACAUCCAUCUCGCCGCCCGCUUUCGGCAGUGCCAUGUUGGUGACUUCACCAAUAGGACUAUCGCGAGUCGAGAUACCGGAGAUGGCAGAGCUUAAAGAUUACUUAAACACAGCGAUCGCAAACGCUUUGGGUUAUGGAAUCGCGGACAAGCUGGCCAAUUGGAGUCUCAACGACAGGUGUGGUAUUCUCACCAGAACCAACAGCAACGAUAAGAUCAGCAUUGAAGUCUACGGAGAUGAAAACGCAGCACAGGACAGUCUUGUGUUACGCACGCCCAGAGAGAGAUUUGAGUGGAAGGGCGAGGAUGAGAUGAAACAAAACGGCUUCUGGGAAAUGGUCAAACAGCACGUCUGGGACGGAGCAUGA
Messenger RNA from Aureobasidium vineae, 1485 nucleotides. Lineage: Eukaryota; Fungi; Ascomycota; Dothideomycetes; Dothideales; Saccotheciaceae. The record is from the annotation of a GenBank genome assembly.